Trichoderma reesei QM6a is the source of this 2892-nucleotide messenger RNA. RefSeq lists its product as uncharacterized. Gene Ontology annotation, molecular function: ATP binding; leucine-tRNA ligase activity; aminoacyl-tRNA deacylase activity. Gene Ontology annotation, biological process: mitochondrial translation; leucyl-tRNA aminoacylation. Lineage: Eukaryota; Fungi; Ascomycota; Sordariomycetes; Hypocreales; Hypocreaceae. Gene Ontology annotation, cellular component: mitochondrion. The record is from RefSeq and is a predicted model, not a curated record. The transcript has 2 exons. The coding region runs from base 1 to 2892 and encodes 963 amino acids.
AUGCUUCGAGGAAGCCGUACGGGCCUCGCAAGAGCCGGCGUGGCCGCGUGCCGCCGAUCUAUAGCAGCUGGCGCAAAUGGGGCGACAAACCGGCCGUCCGCCCUCACGAGACACGACCCGCGAUAUCUGGCCCGCAGAUGGUACGCGGUGGACCUCGUUGGUCUGGACAAGAAAUGGCGUCAGGUCUGGGAACAGAACCAGAGCCAGAAGCAGCAGAACCCUGCGAGUGGCGAGCGUCUUGCCACAGCAGCAGAUGGCCAGAAGCACAGCUACAUCUUGCCCAUGUUUCCCUACCCGAGCGGCACCCUCCACCUUGGCCACCUGCGAGUCUACACCAUUGCCGAUGUCGUUGCUCGGUACCACACUCUCAAGGGCAACAAGGUGAUGCUGCCAAUGGGCUGGGAUGCCUUUGGCCUGCCGGCGGAGAAUGCCGCCCUUGAGAGAGGCGUGCCACCCGAGGGCUGGACAAAGAGCAACAUCACCAAGAUGAAGAGUCAACUUGGCUUGAUGAAUGGCAGCUGGGACUGGUCGCGGGAAUUGACGACGUGCGACCCAGAGUUCUACAAGCACACACAGAAGCUGUUUUUGAUGCUCCACGAACGCGGCCUUGCAUAUCAAGCAGAGGCCGAGGUCAACUACGAUCCGGUGGACAAGACAGUGCUGGCUAACGAACAGGUGGAUGCCCACGGAUUCUCAUGGCGAUCGGGCGCCAAGGUUGAGAAACGAAAAUUGAAGCAAUGGUUCUUUCGCAUUUCAGAGUACAGCGAGGAUCUCCUCAAGGGGCUAGAUGACCUGGCCAAGGAUGGCGCUUGGCCCGAGCAUGUCAUCUCACAGCAGAAAAACUGGCUGGGAAAGUCGACGGGCGCUCUGAUCAAGUUCCCGCUCAUCACUUUUGGCCACGAAGUUGAAGCUGCCCUCGAAGUGUUUACGACACGGCCCGACACCUUGUUCGGCGUACAGUAUCUCGCCCUCGCUGCCGACCAUCCCGUGGUGGCUCAGCUGGCACAACGCGAUUCGGAGCUGCAGGCAUUCCUCGACACCCUCCCUGGCCUCCCUCAAGACUCCAAGGUUGGAUACAUGCUGCCCUACAUCCGCGGCAUAAACCCUCUGGCUUUCCACGAGCACACUCCGGAUGCUACCAAAGCAUCGCUGCCCAUCUAUGUGGCACCGUAUGUGUUGGGCGACUACGGCGAAGGAGCCGUCAUGGGUGUGCCCGGCCACGACACGCGAGAUCAUGCCUUUUGGCGAGAGCACAAUGUUGAUGCGCCUGUUCGGAUGGUGCUGAGCGCGUCCGAGGACGAGUCGACUACGGUGUUAGAGAACGAGCCAUACGUAGAGCACGGCAUCAUGACGGAGCACAGCGGCAUCUACAAGGGCAAGCACUCCAAGGAAGCGGGUCAUAUGAUGGUCCGCAUGCUUGAAGAGGCGAAUCUCGCCAAGCCUGUUACCAAGUGGCGGCUAAGAGACUGGCUCAUCAGCCGCCAGCGGUACUGGGGCACCCCCAUACCCAUCAUACACUGCGAUUCCUGCGGUGCUGUCCCUGUGCCAGACGAGCAACUGCCCGUUGUGCUGCCCAAGGUGGACAACCACUGGGCUCAGGGCAAGGCGGGCAAUGCGCUGGAGUCGUCCCCCGAGUUUGUCGAGACCGAGUGUCCCAAGUGCCAUGGCCCCGCUCGCAGAGACACCGAUACCAUGGACACCUUUGUCGACUCGAGCUGGUACUACGCCCGGUUCGCCGACCCUCACAACCCGGAUCAGCUCUUGUCUGCCGAAGCGGCCAAGUCUCUGCCCGUGGACAUUUACAUUGGGGGCGUGGAGCAUGCCAUCCUUCACCUGCUGUACGCCCGCUUCAUCUACAAGUUCCUGGCCACCACGCCUCUCCUUCCCCAGUACUCGGAGGAGGACGCUCUAUCUGCGGAGCCAUUCAAGCGCCUAAUCACCCAAGGCAUGGUCCAUGGCAAGACUUACAUCGAUCCCGAGACGGGCAAGUUCCUCAAGCCGCACGAGGUGGACCUGUCAGACCCCUUGAAGCCCGUAGUCGUGGCCACAGGAGCCCCUGCGACGGUGGCGUUUGAGAAAAUGUCAAAGUCGAAACACAACGGCGUCGACCCGACCGAGUUCACGUCCAAGUACGGCGUCGAUCCCACACGGGCGCACAUGCUCUUCCAGGCACCCGUGGCAGAUGUCCUCAACUGGGACGAGCACAAGAUUGCCGGCGUGACGCGCUGGCUGCAGAAGCUCCACGACCAAGUGGCCGCGCUGGCCAAGUCGCCAGAGGAGUCGGUGCCGGCCAAGGAAUACUUUGCAACGCAAAAGCCGUCGCCGGACGACAAGGCGAAGCUGGCCAAGUGGGAAUCCGAGAUGGCGCUCUGGCGCGAGACGCAGAACAAGAUCGAGUCCGUCACGCGGGGCUACGAAAAGAUCUACCCGCUCAACGUCGUCGUGUCGGACCUCAUGACGCUCACCAACGAGCUCGUCCAGCAGAAGCAGGCAGACCAGGGCAUCAGGAGGCAGACGGCCGACGUCAUCAUCCGCCUCAUGGCGCCCAUCACGCCCGCGUUCGCAGAGGAAUGCUGGAGCCUCCUCCACCCGUCCCGCGGCGGCUCCCUCUUCACGUCGGCCAGCUUCCCCGUGCAGGACGGCAGCCUGCCGAUGCUCCAGGCGGAAAACAUCAAGUGCGCCGUGCAGAUCAACGGCAAGCUGCGGGCUACGGUGACGAUCCCGCGCCCGCCGAGCGACUUGCAGGGCGACGCGCUGCGCGACUGGAUGGUGGAUGCGAUCCUGGCGACGGAGGAGGGGAAGAGCCGGUUUGGCGAGGGUAAGUACAAUGUGCGGCUGGCUAGGAGGACGAUCCCCGUGGACGGGGGAAAGGUGAUCAACUUUGUAAUAUAG